AUGGGCGCGUGCAACUCGUGCGAGGCGACGGCCGUGGCGGCGGUGACGGGGGCCUCCGCGGUGGGCGAGGCCACGGCGGCGCGGGUCGUGCUCGCGGACGGCCAGCUGCAGCGGUUCCCCGGGGGCACCCGGGCGUCGCAGGCCAUGAAGGCCGCGGCUGCGGCGGCGACGGCGGCGCCCGCGGGCGCGUGCUUCCUGUGCAGCGCCGACGGGCUCGAGCUCGGCGGCGCGGUGGCCGCGGUGGCGGCCGACGAGGAGCUGCAGCCCGGGCAGCUCUACUUCGUGCUGCCCGCGGCGAUGCGGCGCCGGCCGCUGCAGGCGGAGGAGAUGGCCGCGCUCGCGAUCCGCGCCAGCGCCGCGCUGGCCUGCGACCACGACGGCCCGCUCGUGUUCCCCGACUCGGCCAGCGGCGCCCCCGCGGCGAGGAGCGGCGUGAAGGGUGCGUCCCGCCGGCGGUCGCGGAGGGCCCCCAGCCUCGGGCGCGACUUCGUGCCUGAUCUCGGCGCCAUUGCCGAGUAG
Molecule: messenger RNA, 519 nt
Organism: Triticum turgidum subsp. durum (durum wheat)
Lineage: Eukaryota; Viridiplantae; Streptophyta; Magnoliopsida; Poales; Poaceae
Source: the annotation of a GenBank genome assembly